Molecule: messenger RNA, 341 nt
Organism: Suillus paluster
Lineage: Eukaryota; Fungi; Basidiomycota; Agaricomycetes; Boletales; Suillaceae
Exons: 1
Source: RefSeq, a predicted model, not a curated record
AUAUGAAAUGCCGUAUGUGCUUUGUAUUCCAUGGCUACACCCGACGUGUAGGGGGCUAGCGGCAGCCGAAUGCAGCAGACAAACCCAACGAGUUAGAGUCGCAUCGAUUCCCGCAGUAAAUGGGGUUAUUUUCUACUUCUCGUCAACUAACACUGCACUUGCAGCUUUUACGAUCAUUCCACUGAACUUUCAAUCAACCCUGCACUCGCAGCUUUUACCCCCAUUUUACUGGAUUCUGGUGGCAUGGCAUACUGAUGAAUGAGCGGCUGUAUCUUGCAGUUGCCACCUCUCCAGGCCAGAAGACUGUCUAGAAUUCAGGGACGUUCAGCUUUCAGAUGCCA